This is a messenger RNA of Aethina tumida (small hive beetle), 4282 nucleotides long. It is a transcript of the gene Khc, whose product is annotated as kinesin heavy chain. Lineage: Eukaryota; Metazoa; Arthropoda; Insecta; Coleoptera; Nitidulidae. The record is from RefSeq and is a predicted model, not a curated record. The coding region runs from base 164 to 3091 and encodes 975 amino acids. The transcript is spliced from 11 exons. Gene Ontology annotation, biological process: microtubule-based movement. Gene Ontology annotation, molecular function: microtubule motor activity; ATP binding; microtubule binding.
CCGUCGCACCAAAAUGGCUGACCGUUCGAUGUAGGAAACGUCAGUGUCUGAGAGAGCGUAUAGAGGCGGAUUUUUUACCACAAAUGUAUAAUUUAUAGUUAACAAUUAGUUCCACUAUUUAUUUAUUGUUGUGCUUGUGCGAGACAAAAGUGGUGCGUCUAGGAUGUCGGGCGAACGGGAAAUACCGGCCGAGGAUAGUAUUAAAGUCGUGUGCAGGUUUCGGCCCCUGAACGAUUCGGAGGAGAAGGCUGGCUCGAAGUUCGUCGUCAAGUUUCCGCAGGGCGGUGACGAGAAUUGCAUUUCGAUCGCGGGUAAAGUAUACCUGUUCGACAAAGUCUUCAAACCGAACGCGACCCAAGAAAAGGUCUACAAUGAGGCGGCGAAGAGCAUCGUAUCGGACGUCUUGGCCGGUUACAACGGCACGAUAUUCGCCUACGGACAAACGUCGUCCGGUAAAACGCACACCAUGGAAGGUGUCAUAGGCGACCCCCACAAACAAGGUAUCAUACCUAGGAUCGUCAACGACAUCUUCAACCACAUCUACGCGAUGGAGGAGAACCUGGAGUUCCACAUAAAAGUGUCGUACUUCGAAAUUUACAUGGAUAAAAUCAGGGAUCUGUUGGACGUGUCGAAGGUGAAUUUGAGCGUGCACGAAGACAAAAACCGAGUUCCUUACGUGAAGGGGGCGACCGAAAGGUUCGUCUCCAGCCCCGAGGAGGUGUUCGAGUCGAUCGAGGAGGGCAAAUCCAACAGGCACAUAGCCGUCACCAACAUGAACGAGCACUCGUCCCGUUCCCAUUCGGUGUUCCUGAUCAACGUGAAACAGGAGAACCUGGAGAACCAGAAGAAGCUGUCCGGCAAGUUGUAUCUGGUCGAUUUGGCCGGUUCCGAAAAGGUGUCCAAAACUGGUGCCGAAGGUACCGUUUUGGACGAAGCAAAGAACAUCAACAAAUCGCUGUCCGCAUUGGGCAACGUGAUCAGCGCAUUGGCCGACGGCAACAAAACUCACAUCCCGUACCGCGACUCGAAAUUAACCCGUAUCCUGCAGGAGUCACUCGGCGGCAACGCCCGCACAACAAUCGUGAUAUGCUGUUCCCCCGCCAGCUUCAACGAAGCGGAAACCAAAUCCACCCUCGAGUUCGGCAAACGCGCCAAGACCGUCAAGAACGUCGUGUGCGUGAACGAGGAACUGACCGCCGAGGAAUGGAAACGCCGCUACGAAAAGGAGAAGGAGAAGGUGGCCCGGCUCAAGGGCAAAGUGGAGAAACUGGAGGCGGAAUUGGCCCGUUGGCGCAGCGGCGAGACGGUCAAGGUUGAGGAACAGGUCAACUUCAAUGAGGUCUCGGAGGCGGUCACGCCGGUCUCCAACGCGAUGGAGGACAGCGUGAUCGAGCCGCCGGCACCGAUGCCGGCCACGCCCGCCCUCAUGAUCGGCUCCACGAUCGGCGUCGAGGAGCGCCAGAAGCUGGAGCUGGAGCGGGAACGGUUGUAUCAGCAAUUGGACGAGAAGGACGAGGAGAUCAACCAGCAGAGCCAGUACGUGGAGAAGCUGAAGGAACAGAUGCUCGAGCAGGAUGAGUUGAUUGCGAGUACGCGACGCGAUUAUGAGGCGCUGCAGGCCGAGAUGAACAGGAUACAGCAGGAGAACGAGAGCGCCAAGGAGGAGGUCAAGGAGGUGCUGUCGGCGCUCGAGGAACUGGCCGUCAACUACGACCAGAAGUCCCAAGAGGUCGACGCCAAGAACAAGGAGAUGGAGUCGCUGUCCGAGGAGCUGAUGCAGAAGAAGGCGGCCUUGAACACCUCCACCACCGAGUUGCAGCAGUUGAAGGACAUCAACAGCCACCAGAGGAAGCGCAUCGCCGAAAUGCUGAGCAACCUGCUCAAGGAGCUGGGCGAAAUCGGCACCACUUUGGGCGGCGAAGGCAACGAGAUUAAAAUAUCGAACGACGCCGCCAAACUAGAGGAGGAGUUCACAGUCGCCAGGCUCUACAUCUCCAGAAUGAAGAGCGAGGUUACCAAUUUGUCGCAACGCUUACAAGAUACCGAAAACAAAGAGCAGGACAGCAACCGCAAGGUUACGGAGUACGAAAAGGAACUAGGCGAAUGUAAACUGUUAAUUUCACAACACGAGGCUCGAGUGAAAAGUCUUCAGGAAUCGAUUCGCGAAGCUGAAAACAAGAAACGUACGUUGGAGGAGAGCGUGGACGCACUCCGGGAAGAAUGUGCUAAACUUAAGGCUGCCGAACAGGUAUCUGGUGCUAGCGAAAGCGAAAAGAAGGAAGCCAACGAAUUACGCGUCGCCUUAGAACAACAAAUGGACCAAUUGACUGUGGCGCAUCAAAAACAAGUUGCCGCUCUUAGGGAUGAAAUCGCUGAGAAGCAACAACUCAUCAAUGACAUCAAAGAUUCAAAUCAGAAACUGACGCUGGCGCAGCAGCAGCUCCAGAUCGACUACGAGAAGGUCAAGACGGAGGAGACGGAGAAGUCGCAGAAGCUCCAAGAGCUCAUAGCGACGAACGAGCGACGCGAACAGGCCAGGAAGGACUUGAAGGGGCUCGAGGACACGGUCGCCAAGGAGCUGCAGACGUUGCACAACCUGCGCAAGCUGUUCGUACAGGAUUUGCAGGCUCGCAUGAAGAAGAAUCUGUCCUCGGAGGACGUGGACGAGGACGGCGGCUCGUUGGCCCAAAAGCAGAAGAUCUCCUUCCUCGAGAACAACCUUGACCAGCUGACGAAGGUGCACAAGCAGCUGGUGCGCGACAACGCGGACCUCCGCUGCGAACUGCCCAAGCUGGAGAAGCGCCUGAGGGCGACGAUGGAGCGCGUCAAGGCGCUCGAAACCGCUCUCAAGGACGCCAAGGAGGGCGCCAUGCGGGACAGAAAGAGGUAUCAGUACGAGGUUGAUCGCAUCAAGGAGGCGGUGAGGCAGAAGAACCUGGCGAGACGGGGUCCGGCGGCGACCAUCGCCAAGCCGAUCAGGUCGGGCCAGCAUCACGGCAUCGUCACCGGGAACGUGUCCAUCCGGACGGGCUCCACACCCAAUAAACCCAUGGAGGAGUCCAUUAAACGCAAAUCACUGAUUGUAGAAUGAGUCGCUCACCAAUUAAGCGGGUGCUGGUAGUAAGCAAAAAAGAGUAAAAAUCGUAAUACCAAAAAUAUUGCUGGUACAUCUAUUUAUCAAUCGGUCCACCUCGCAAAAUCGCCUGGAUGUUUUGCGGGGUGCGACUCACGUAUAUGUGCUUACAAGCUAUCUAUUUAAGGUGCACACGUUUCUUUUUAUUUCAUUUGAACCAAUGUAGUGCAUUGCAUAAAUUGUUCCCCACAACUUAAACUGCAUUACUGUUUAUAUAACCCGUUUUUUGACGUAAUUUGUAUAUCGGUGACUUUAAAAUGCAUUGAGUUUCAGUUGUGAUAUUAAAUGCAUCUUAAAGUAAUUUAUUUUUUAUUUAUUGUACUUUACCAAAUUGUGAGGAUUACAUUCGUCGUGUAAUUCAUGAUGGUACUAAUAAAAAAAAAAUCGUUGAUCCAUAGAGUUAAGUAGCACGUUUAUAAUUUUUUUUAAUUAAUAAUUGUAGUGAAAUUGUAGUUAUUUUUUAAUAAUUGAGAUAUUUGUACAGCAAGAUCAUAUUUUUUAAAUUAUUCUUUUAACUUGUAUUAUAAAUGGUUUUGUAUAAAAUUUUGUUUUGACUUCAGUUGCUUUAUUAAAAUGAAAUACUUUAUAGUUUCUUAGCCAGUUUAUGUUCAGAUUGGUUGUUCAGAAAACUAGCUUGACUGGCGCAAGUUUAAGUCGCUCUGAACGUUUUACAAUCCGUGCACUGUCAAUAAACGAGUGCAAUAGUGACGAAACGGUUUACUGAAAUUAGUUGUGAUACAAGCGCGUGUUUUCCUAUUUUUAUAGUUUUAGAAUAUACAAAAUUAUUAAAAAAAAAUGCUUGAAAAUAAUACAUAAUCACGUUCUUGAUGUGUAACUUUACUUAUGUGUUAUUUUAUCUGUUUUACUUUCGAAAGUAUUAUUGUAUGCUAUUUUCUCCGUAUGUGAUGCACAAUUUUUUUAUAACUGAUGCAUUUCAUGUUACACUACUGAAUUAAUUGUCUUUCAUUGUAUUCCCUAUUUCCACUCUCAAUAAAUUUGUGUAGAUAAUUUUCUUUUUGUUCUGGAAGGAAACGCUAAUUCUGUGUAGUUGUAACAAGAUAUUUGAUAGUGGAUGCUUGAGUCAAUGAUGCAAUUUAUUUAUUUAACUGAUGAAAUUAUAUUCUAAUAAACUAAUUAAUACAAAUUCCA